Volvox carteri f. nagariensis is the source of this 1878-nucleotide messenger RNA. RefSeq lists its product as uncharacterized. Bases 1 to 1878 code for a protein of 625 amino acids. The transcript has 9 exons. Gene Ontology annotation, molecular function: L-ascorbic acid binding; iron ion binding; oxidoreductase activity, acting on paired donors, with incorporation or reduction of molecular oxygen. The record is from RefSeq and is a predicted model, not a curated record. NCBI's taxonomy places the organism in Eukaryota, Viridiplantae, Chlorophyta, Chlorophyceae, Chlamydomonadales, Volvocaceae. Gene Ontology annotation, biological process: collagen metabolic process.
AUGACAGCCGGUAGCUAUGCCGCUAAGGGGCAUUGCCGGAAACGCCAGCGAGCAGACCCCGAGACUACGCCAGGUCCCCCAACAGUUGAUGAGACAGACCUUGAGGAAAAAUCAGAUCCAGGAACUUCGGUGUCGCCGGAAGGAAUUGCAGGCGACACCGCUGGCUCUGCCGAAGCCGGCCACCCGCAUCCUCGCCUUGCUAAUUUGCCGUCCGUGCGCACCGUGAUAGACGGAGUGCUGUCACCGGAGCUAUGUCGUGAACUGAUUUUUGUGUUCCGGUCCAGCAGCACAGUGGGCUACCGGCCGCAUGUAUGUUCCGCGACAAUACACGAUGUGGCCGCUACUGCGCCCUGGUUGCUGCCUCCCCUGGUCCGCGCCCGCCAUGCCGUACUAUCGGCCGUAGAGGCCGCUUUCGGUCUCUCCCUGGAGCUGGCGGUGGAGUUCACGGGCCUUAUUGGCUGGUCCAGCGGCGCCGCACUGGGCUGGCAUCACGACGCCAACAGGGAGUAUCUAGCUCGGCGACAUGUAUCCGCUGUGCUGUACCUGAACAACCAGGGGCAGGAUUUCGACACGGGCGACUUCCGUUUCCAGGACGGCCCGGAACCCCUGCGAAUAGCGCCUCGCGCAGGUCGGCUGGUCGCGUAUACGGCAGAUCGCCGCAAUGUGCACUGCGUAGAGGAGGUGUCCCGCGGGGAGCGCUGCACCCUCAACUGCUGGUUCUCUUUGGAACCUCAGGCCGCGGAGGAUCCCCAGGUGGUUGCGGUGGAGAUGGAGGUGGAGGUGAUGAGGGAGCAGGGAGGGAAAACAGGCCGUGAAAUGAACCCUAAGCGGCGGCUGUGUGCGCGUGAACUGCACGUGUGGUGUUCAACAGGGCGCGAGUAUCAGGUACUGCAACAGCUGUGCCGCAACCACCCGCAGCUGCUACUGCCGCGGCAGCCGCGGAACAGGCCGCUACCGCCACCACCCGGUUCCGAGUCACCGCCGCCGCCGCCCUCACCCGCCAUCGCUACUACUGCAGCAGCGUCCAACGACGCCCCGCCUGUCCCCCUUUCCGUACGAGUGCUGGGGGGGACAUCAGCAGGUCCGCUGCACGACCUUCUGCCCCUGGGCAGCCAGGGUGCGGACCCCGCCAAUCCCGCGAUCCCAUCUGGGCCCGCACCCUUCGGCCCUGGGGCUGCUGAUGCGUUUGUAUCGGGAGGCGCUCUGGCAGUGCUGCCCGAGUGCUGGUGGCUGCGUUACCUGGGUCGGGGUCUGCCCACCACCAUGUACCAACAGUUGCGGGACGGGGGUGUAGAAGGAGGGGAGAAACGGAGGAAAACGGUGGCAGCGGGCGGCGAGGCGGCGGGGGGGGGUGCGGGGGGGGAUGCAGGAGGAGGGGGAACAGCACUCUCAGGAGGAGGAUGGGAAGGAGGAGGAGAAGGAGGAGGUGGGAGAAGGAACGCGGACUUUGCGGAAUCCACAGUAUAUGGAGGAGGAGGCGGGAGAGGUGACGGAUAUGGAGACCUCAGACGCGAGAGGCUAAGGCACCUCGGGCUGCAUGUGCUGAUGGCGCCCAGGCGAGGCUUUGAAAGGGGUGAGCAGCUGCUGGGAGAGAAGCGGACGGAGGAGAAGGGUGCCGAGCAGGUUGAGUGGCGGCUAGGGAAUGAUAGUGGCAGAGGAGUGGCGCCGCCGCUCCUGCUCUGGUUCCCAAGCCUCACAGCGGCACUCCUAGCAGCGCAGUUUGCGUGGUUCAGGACGGGUGCCGUACGGUUUCGGAGUGCCAAGCAGCUGCAAACAGCGUUACAAGGGCUGCCGGAGUAUGCCGAGCAGCGGAUGGAGGACCUGCGGGGAGGAUUACCGACGUGGCUUGACCUGGGGUCAAUGUUGUCGGAUGGGUGA